Molecule: messenger RNA, 6232 nt
Organism: Ictalurus punctatus (channel catfish)
Lineage: Eukaryota; Metazoa; Chordata; Actinopteri; Siluriformes; Ictaluridae
Gene: abcb4
Product: ATP-binding cassette, sub-family B (MDR/TAP), member 4
Exons: 28
Coding region: 1-4023 (1340 amino acids)
Biological process (GO): transmembrane transport
Cellular component (GO): membrane
Molecular function (GO): ATP binding; ABC-type transporter activity; ATP hydrolysis activity
Source: RefSeq, a predicted model, not a curated record
AUGACGUCAUCGCCAAUGCAAUUAAAAUCUCUCGCCCGCACUGUGCGCGUGCCACCACUCCACGCUCGCAGACCUGAAGUCAGCGCUAGAGCUCCGAAAAGAAGCAACAGAGCUCAAUUUAACAUCAUUACUGAACAACAAGCGGCUUCAGACAAACAAACAGACACCAUGGGCAAAAAGUACGACCUAAAGACGGAGGAAAGACAAGAAAGUCCAAAUGGAGACCUAAGUGGAGAAAAAAAGGGAAAGAAAGAAAAGAAACCUGCCCCAGAACCAAUGGUGGGAGUGUUUGAAAUAUUUCGCUUUGCUGACAGCGUGGACAUUCUUCUGAUGUUGGUUGGAACCAUUAUGGCUAUAGCCAAUGGAGCAGUGCUUCCUGCUAUGGUGAUUGUAUUUGGAGAAAUGACAAACAGCUUUGUGGACAACAGUAUAUUAGAGGGCCUGCAUCCAAACUUUACUUUAAACCCGAACUUCACCUAUCAAUUUUCCAAUCAAACACUCGGAGAACAGAUGACAAGGCAUGCCAUUUACUACAGCAUCAUGGGAGGUAUAGUCCUUUUUGCAGCCUACAUGCAGGUGGCCUUCUGGACCCUGGCUGCAGGGCGACAAGUGAAGAGGCUCCGAACGAUCUUCUUUCACUCCAUCCUCAAACAGGACAUUGGUUGGUUUGAUGUCAACGAGACAGGACAGCUCAGUACACGUCUCGCAGAUGACAUCUUUAAGAUAAAUGAAGGCAUUGCAGACAAGUUGGGCACAUUAAUUCAGUCCCUCUCCACCUUUUUAACGGGCUUCAUCAUUGGCUUUAUCAAAGGCUGGAAACUCACCCUGGUCAUAAUCGCUAUAAGCCCCCUGUUAGGCAUCUCGGCCGCCGUCAUUACCAAGGUAAUGACCUCGUUCACCUCGAGGGAGCAGACGGCAUAUGCGAAGGCUGGAGCUGUAGCUGAAGAGGUGCUGUCUGCCAUCAGAACUGUCUUUGCCUUUGGAGGACAGAAGAAGGAAAUGAAGAGGUAUCAGAAAAACCUGGAAGAUGCCAAGAAUGUUGGUAUAAAGAAAGCUAUUACAGUAAAUAUCGCUGUGGGAUUCACAUACUUCAUGAUCUAUGUGUCCUACGCGCUGGCCUUCUGGUAUGGCAGCACAUUGAUUUUCGCUGGAGAGUAUGACGUAGGAACACUUCUGACAGUUUUUUUUGCUGUCGUAAUUGGAGCAUUCGGCCUUGGCCAGACCUCUCCUAACAUUCAGUCGUUUUCUAGUGCACGAGGGGCUGCUCACAAGGUUUUUAACAUCAUCGAUCAUAAACCCAGCAUCAACAGUUUCUCAGAUGAAGGUUACAAACCUGAUGUGGUCAAAGGAAACAUCGAGUUCAAAGACAUUCACUUCAGCUACCCCUCGCGGCAGGACGUUAAAGUCCUAAAUGGCAUGAAUCUGAAGAUCAGCAGUGGACAGACUAUUGCUCUCGUAGGUAGCAGCGGUUGUGGUAAAAGUACAACAGUCCAACUGAUUCAGCGCUUCUACGACCCCCAAGAAGGAUCAGUGAGUAUCGAUGGCCAUGACAUUCGCACUCUGCAUGUGCGCAGUCUGAGGGAGAUGAUCGGCGUUGUGAGUCAGGAGCCCGUACUUUUUGCCACCACAAUCGCCGAGAACAUUCGAUACGGCCGUCAGGAUGUGACACAGGAGGAGAUAGAGCAGGCCACACGGGAGGCCAAUGCCUAUGAUUUCAUCAUGAAACUUCCUGACAAAUUUGAGACUCUGGUGGGUGACAGAGGCACUCAAAUGAGCGGAGGACAGAAACAGCGAAUUGCCAUCGCCCGAGCUCUUGUGCGCAAUCCCAGAAUCCUUCUGCUGGAUGAGGCAACAUCCGCUCUCGACACUGAAAGUGAGGCGAUUGUACAAGCAGCCCUGGAUAAGGUGAGACUUGGCAGGACGACCAUCAUAGUGGCGCACCGUUUGUCCACUAUCCGCAAUGCUGAUGUCAUCGCUGGAUUCCAGAACGGGAACAUCGUAGAGCUUGGCACACACGACGAACUGAUGCAGAAAAAGGGAGUCUACCACUCACUGGUCACUAUGCAGACGUUUAACAGCACAGAUGCCACAGAAGAGUUUAAAGCAGAGGAGGUAGGGCUGGAUGAGAAGAGCCCCUCUGCCUCCUCUAUGACGGAACACACACUCUACAGACAGAAAUCCAAGAGUUUCAUUGGCUCAGAGAAAGGCCAGGAAAAUGCACACAAAGAUUCAGUACAGGAGGAAAAGGUCCCAGAAGUGUCAUUCUUCAAAGUACUGAGUCUGAAUAAGGCAGAAUGGCCCUACAUGGUGGUGGGCAUCUUCUGUGCGAUCAUCAAUGGAGGCCUGCAGCCGGCUUUUGCUAUUAUCUUCUCCAAAAUUGUUGCUGUGUUUGCUGAGCCUGAUGAGAACGUUCGAAGGGAAAGGGCGAAUCUCUUCUCAUUGCUGUUUGCUGUCAUUGGGGUCGUUUCUUUCAUCGCUCUUUUCUUACAGGGUUUCUGUUUUGGUAAAGCUGGCGAGAUUCUGACCAUGAAACUGAGGUCCAGAGCCUUUAAAUCCAUGAUGAGACAGGACCUAGGUUGGUAUGAUAAUCCUAAGAAUAGUGUGGGAGCACUGACCACCAGACUGGCCACAGACACUGCUCAAGUGCAGGGGGCAACAGGGUUGAGACUGGCCACAUUGGCUCAGAAUGUGGCAAACCUUGGCACUGCAAUCAUCAUUUCGUUUGUGUACGGCUGGCAGCUCACCCUCCUCAUCCUCUCCAUUGUGCCAGCUAUUGCCGUAGCAGGGGCUAUCCAGAUGAAGUUGUUAGGAGGCCAUGCCACAAAGGACAAGAAGGAGUUAGAGCAAGCUGGAAAGAUUGCCACUGAAGCCAUAGAAAAUAUCCGCACAGUCGUAUCACUGACCAGAGAGAGGAAGUUUGAGAACAUUUACCAGGAGAACCUGAUUUUACCAUACAAGAACGCUCAGAAGAAGGCACAUAUCUUUGGCUUUACAUUCUCUUUCUCCCAAGCCAUGAUCUACUUUGCCUAUGCGGGCUGCUUCAAGUUCGGUGCAUGGCUCAUUGAGCAGAAAAUGAUGACAUUUGAGGGAGUUUUUCUUGUAAUCUCAGCUAUAAUAUAUGGAGCCAUGGCAAUGGGAGAAGCCAACUCAUUUACUCCAAACUACGCCAAGGCUAAGAUGUCAGCCUCGCAUAUCCUAAUGCUAAUCGAUCGAGUGCCAGAUAUCGACAACAACUCAGAGGAGGGAGAAAAGCCGGAUCACUUCGAAGGGAAUGUGCGCUUUCAGGAUGUGAAAUUUAGAUACCCGUCGCGGCCAGACGUGCCUGUAUUGCAGGGCCUGCGGCUCCGGGUGAAGAAAGGUCAGACGCUCGCUCUGGUGGGUAGCAGCGGCUGUGGCAAGAGCACCACUAUUCAGCUGCUAGAGAGAUUUUACGAUCCAGUACAAGGCACAGUGAUGCUGGAUAAUAACGACACCAAACAGCUAAACAUCCACUGGCUACGGUCUCAGAUUGGUAUUGUAUCCCAAGAGCCCGUGCUAUUUGACUGCAGCCUGGCCGAGAACAUCGCAUACGGAGAUAACAGCAGGCAGGUCACUCAGGAGGAGAUCGAACAAGCUGCCAAGGCUGCCAAUAUACACUCUUUCAUAGAGGGGCUUCCUCAGAAAUACCAGACUCAUGCAGGUGAUAAAGGCACUCAGCUGUCAGGUGGACAGAAGCAGCGUAUCGCCAUCGCUAGAGCUAUCCUGCGCAACCCCAAGCUGCUGCUCCUGGACGAGGCCACAUCGGCGCUUGACACAGAAAGUGAAAAGAUCGUACAGGAAGCCUUGGAUAAGGCUCGCGAGGGUCGUACCUGCAUCAUAGUGGCUCACCGGCUGUCCACCAUCCAGAACGCUGAUGUCAUCGCCGUGUUUCAGAACGGUGUGGUGGUGGAGGAGGGCACGCACAAACAGCUUCUCAACCAGCAGGGGGUUUAUUACACCCUCAUCAAUUCCCAAAUGGGUUACAGCAAACAGGCAACAACUUGAGAAGAAUGACAGGGAAUCAGGAUGUUUAACUUUUCUACUGUAAAGAGGAAUGGUGCUGAUUAUACCAUUUUAGAUAAUCUGUUAUGUAAAACAGGUGUAAACAGAAUGUACAGUGCCUUCCACUAAUAUUGGCACCCUUGGUCAAUAUGAGCAAAGAAGGCUUUGAAAAAUUGUCUCUGUUGUUUAAACUUUUGAUCAAAAAAUUCACAAAAAUACUCUGCUCUCAUGGACAUCAAACAAUUGCAAACAAAACACAAGUUUAUAAAACCCAACUGUGUUAAAUAUGUGUGUGCAACAAUUAUUGGCACCCUUUUAGUCAAUACUUUAUGCUACCUCCCUUUGCCAAGAUAACAGCUCUGAGUCUUCUUCUAUAACGCCUGAUGAGGUUGGAGAAUACAUGGCAAGGGAUCUGAGACCGUUCCUCCAUACAGAAUCUCUCCAGAUCCUUCAAAUUUCGAGGUCCAUGCUGGUGGACUCUCCUCUUCAGUUCACCAAACAGAUCCAACCACAGCCCAUUUGAAUCUUUCUGGCAGAGGCAGUCAAGUUUUCAUUUAAUAUCUGUUAAUAUUUAAUAGUUCAUGAUGCCAUGUAUCCUAACAAAAUGUCCAGGUCCUCUGGCAAAAAAACAGCUCCAAAACAUUAAAGAGCCACCACCAUAUUUAACCGUGGGCAUGAGGUACUUUUCCAUAUGGCUACCUCUCUGUGUGCACCAAAACCACCUCUGGUGUUUAUUGGCAAAAAAAUCUAUUUUGGUUUCAUCUGACCAUAGAACCCGAUCCCAUUUGAAGUUCCAGUAGUGUCUGGAAAACUGAAGACGCUCGAGUUUGUUUUUGGAUGAGAGUAGAGGCUUUUUUCUUGAAAUCCUUCCAAAUAGAUUGUGGUGAUGUAGGUGACUUCGGAUUGUAGUUUUGGAGACCUUCAGGCCCCAAGACGCAACUAACUUCUGCAGUUCUCCAGCUGUGAUCCCUGGAGAUUUUUUGGCCAAUCGAACCAUCCUCUUCACAGUGCAUUGAGAAAAUAUUGACAUGUCGUCUCCCAGGUUGAUUCAUAACAUUUUCAGUUGUCUGGAACUUCAUAAUUAUUGCCCUGAUGGUGGAAAUUGACAUUUUCAAUGCUUCGACUGUUUUCUUAUAGGCACUUCCAAUUUUGUAAAAUUCAACAACCUUUUGCCACACAUCACAGCUAUAUUCCUUGGUCUAACCCUUUGUUAUGAAUGACUAAGGGAAUUCAGCCUAUGUUAAUUGGUUAACAGCCUAUACUCCAUAUUUAUACCCCUGUAAAACAGGAAGUCAUGGUUGAACAAUUUCCUGUUCCUAGUCACCCAGGUGUACUAAGAUUUUUGAAAAUAUCAAUGGGAAUAUACUUCAAAUAUAUUUUACUCAUAUGAAUUCAUAGGUGUGCAAAUAAUUGUUGCACACACAUAUUUAACAAAAUUUUUUUUUUUUGAAAAACCUGUGUUGUGUGUGCAAGUAUUUGAUAUCCAUGAGAGCAGAGUAUUUUUGUGAAUUGUAUGAACAAAAGCUCAAAAGUUUAAACAAUUGACAAUUUUCCCCCAGCCUUCUUUGCUCAUAUUUACCAAGGGUGCCAAUAUUAGUGGAGGGCACUGUAGAUGAGAUUGUAAGUUGCAGAUGUUAAUCUUCCUUCCAUGUGACAGUUGUUUUAAGAUUUAAAAGCUAUAAUAGAUGUGGUAGAGGUAAAAACAUGGUUGCAAGUAAAAAAAAAAAAAAAAUGACAGGGACAGUAGAUGCACUACUGAAAAUGUUAAAAUACUUUAAAAAAUAACUUCUGUUCACUGGACAUAAACUUACAGGUUAGAACUGAGUAUAUUUAAUUAUUUCACUCACUUGGUUCAGAUUCAUAAUCAGUUACAAAUCCAUAAUACACUAACAGCAUUUAUUAAAAUAACAAUUUCACCAUACUCAUUUGAUCAUAAUGACUGGGACAUAUAUGGAGUCUGAUUUUCAGCAAGCCAAAACAUGCCACAGGAGUAAUAAGAAUCAUUGGCUACUUUGGCACGAUUGAACAGAUGUAAUUAUAACUAAUAUAUAUUUAUUCAAUUAAUGGAGCUUUACAAAGAAAACAGGCACUUAAGUAGUUAAAGUGCUGAAUUUUUGUAAGUUCUGUGAUGGAACUAUACUGUGUUCUAAUAGUGCACAAAUAUUUUUAUACUGGCUCUCUACUGGUUUUGGAAUAAAGUUUCUCACGUUUA